AUGGCGGAGUACGAAGAAGGUUACGAAUACGAUGACUAUGCGGAUGAGGACGCGGGCAUCACGGCCGAGGACUGCUGGACGGUGAUCUCUUCGUUCUUCGAGUCCAAAGGUCUAGUAUCGCAACAGCUGGAUUCCUUCGAUGAAUUUGUCUCCACGACUAUGCAGGAGCUCGUUGAGGAGAACUCACAGCUUACUCUGGACCAAAAUAACCCGCCCGAUGAGGGCAUCGCCCUUCGACGGUACGAGAUCAAAUUUGGACAGGUUUUGCUUUCACGACCUGCGAUGACCGAAGGCGAUGGAAGCACACAAGUUAUGCUGCCGCAAGAGGCGCGACUGCGGAAUCUUACAUAUUCGAGCCCUCUGUAUGUCCAGAUGACGAAGAACGUAUCGGUGGCUGUGGAGCGCCCGGUCCCACUCAACGAGCUUGAUGAAGAGCAAGAGGCAGAGAUGCAGAGGACUGGCGAACAUCCGACGAGGCUAGUCUGGGAAAACGAGGAUGGCGAAUACGAAGAUCCAGAAACAGGUAAAGAGGGGAAGAAGCCUGACCGGGUAUAUAUUGGAAAGCUUCCGAUUAUGCUGAAGUCGCAAUACUGUAUUUUGAAGGACCUCGAUGAAGAUGAUCUCUACGCUUGGAACGAGUGUCCUUACGACCAAGGUGGAUAUUUCAUCAUCAACGGCAGUGAGAAGGUCUUGAUCGCACAGGAGCGUAGCGCUGCAAACAUUGUGCAGGUCUUCAAAAAGGCACCACCAAGUCCGACCCCAUUCAUCGCUGAGAUUCGGAGUGCCCUUGAAAAGGGUUCGAGAUUGAUCUCUUCGAUGACUAUCAAGCUCUUCGUCAAAGGCGAUGGCCAGAGAGGAGGUUUUGGCCAAACCAUUAAAUCAACUCUGCCAUAUAUCAAGCAAGAUAUUCCGAUUGCCAUCGUCUUUCGAGCCCUUGGCGUUGUAUCCGACGAGGAUAUUUUAAACCACAUCUGCUAUGACCGUAACGACACGCAAAUGUUGGAGAUGUUGAAACCGUGUAUCGAGGAAGCCUUUGUCAUCCAAGACCGAGAAGUUGCCUUGGAUUUCAUUGGCAAGCGUGGUAGUAGUACAAGUUUGACUCGAGACAAGCGUAUCAAGUACGCUCGCGACAUUAUGCAGAAGGAGCUUCUUCCCCACAUUUCACAGAAGGAAGGAAGUGAGACACGAAAGGCAUUCUUCUUAGGUUAUAUGGUUCACAAGCUGCUCCAGUGCGCUCUUGGACGUCGGGAGACUGAUGACCGAGAUCAUUUUGGAAAGAAGCGUUUGGAUUUGGCUGGUCCUCUUCUCGCAAAGCUCUUCCGAGGGCUGUUCCGCAGAUUGACCCAGGAUGUUUACAAGUACCUCCAACGUUGCGUCGAGAACAAUCGGGAGUUCAACCUUACGCUCGGAGUCAAGUCCACUACCCUUACGAAUGGUCUCAAGUACUCUCUUGCUACUGGCAACUGGGGUGACCAGAAGAAGGCAGCAAGCUCGACUGCUGGUGUCUCUCAAGUGCUGAACAGAUAUACCUUCUCUUCUACCCUCUCGCAUUUGCGUCGCACAAACACUCCUAUUGGUCGUGACGGAAAGAUUGCCAAACCUCGCCAAUUGCACAAUACUCACUGGGGAUUGGUUUGCCCAGCAGAGACUCCUGAAGGUCAAGCAUGCGGCCUGGUCAAGAACUUGGCUCUAAUGUGCUAUGUCACGGUCGGCACACCCAGCGAUCCAAUCAUCGAAUUCAUGAUUCAGCGGAAUAUGGAAGUUCUCGAAGAAUAUGAGCCUCUGCGAUCACCAAAUGCAACCAAGGUCUUCGUCAAUGGUGUAUGGGUCGGUGUACACAGGGAUCCUGCCCAUCUCGUGAAGACUGUGCAGAAUCUUCGUCGCUCUCACUUGAUCUCUCACGAGGUCUCCCUGAUUCGAGAUAUUCGUGACAGAGAAUUUAAAAUAUUCACAGAUGCCGGCAGAGUGUGUAGGCCUCUGUUUGUCGUCGAUAACGAUGUUGAUAGUCCGAACAAAGGCAACUUGGUCUUGAACAAGGAUCACAUUCGUCGGUUGGAAGAUGACCUGGUAAUGCCUGCUAAUAUGGAUGCGGAGCAGAAGGCGGAAGCUGGUUACUUUGGCUUCCAAGGUUUGAUCGACUCAGGUGUAGUUGAGUAUGUUGAUGCCGAAGAAGAGGAGACGGUGAUGAUCGUCAUGACCCCCGAAGAUUUGGAUAUAUCUAGACAGCUACAGGCUGGCUACCAGGUUCGGCCCGACGAAAGUGGUGAUCUAAAUAAGCGUGUGAAGGCGCCUAUGAAUCCAACUGCACAUAUAUGGACUCAUUGUGAGAUUCAUCCCAGUAUGAUUUUGGGUAUUUGCGCAAGCAUUAUCCCAUUCCCAGAUCACAAUCAGUCUCCACGUAACACUUACCAAUCUGCUAUGGGCAAGCAAGCCAUGGGAGUAUUCCUUACAAACUUCGACCAGCGUAUGGACACGAUGGCGAAUAUUCUCUACUACCCACAAAAGCCUCUUGCUACCACUCGCUCCAUGGAGUUCCUCAAAUUCAGAGAACUGCCUGCCGGCCAGAAUGCUAUUGUCGCCAUCGCUUGCUACUCUGGCUACAACCAGGAAGAUUCGGUUAUUAUGAAUCAGAGCAGCAUCGACCGUGGUCUGUUCCGAAGUUUGUUCUAUCGUGCAUAUACCGAUCAGGAAAAGCGUAUCGGUAUGAAUACUGUGGAAACGUUCGAGAAGCCUUUCAGACAAGACACCCUGAGGCUCAAGCAUGGCACUUAUGAUAAGCUUGAUGAUGAUGGACUCGUCGCUCCCGGUGUUCGUGUCUCGGGUGAAGACAUCAUCAUUGGGAAGACAGCUCCUAUGGCAGCUGAUGCAGAAGAGCUUGGCCAACGUACCAAGGCGCACACCAAGCGUGAUGCUUCUACACCCCUACGUAGUACUGAGAAUGGCAUCGUUGACCAGGUGCUCCUUACAACCAAUGCCGAAGGUCUUCGAUUCGUCAAGGUUCGUAUGCGGACCACCAAAAUCCCCCAAAUCGGCGACAAGUUUGCCUCUCGACACGGACAGAAGGGAACGAUCGGUAUCACGUAUAGACAGGAGGAUAUGCCAUUCACGAGACAGGGUAUUGUCCCGGACUUGAUCAUCAAUCCCCACGCUAUUCCAUCUCGUAUGACAAUUGCUCAUUUGAUUGAGUGUCAAUUGAGUAAAGUCUCCACACUUCGAGGCCUCGAAGGAGAUGCAACUCCUUUUACCGACGUUACUGUCGAUUCCGUCUCCAAGCUGCUCCGUGACCAUGGCUACCAGUCUCGAGGUUUUGAAAUCAUGUACCACGGACACACUGGUCGCAAGCUGGUGGCGCAAGUAUUCCUGGGUCCAACGUACUACCAACGUCUACGCCAUAUGGUCGACGACAAGAUCCAUGCUCGUGCCAGAGGUCCAGUGCAAAUUCUGACAAGACAACCAGUUGAAGGUCGUGCAAGAGACGGAGGUCUACGUUUCGGAGAAAUGGAGCGUGAUUGCAUGAUCUCACAUGGUGCCGCUGCUUUCUUGAAGGAGAGAUUGUUUGAGGUUUCGGAUGCCUUCAGAGUUCACGUAUGUGAUAUCUGUGGGCUGAUGACUCCAAUUGCCAAAAUCUCGACCCAAUCCUUCGAGUGUCGUCCUUGCAAGAAUAAGACCAAGAUCUCGCAGAUUCAUAUUCCGUAUGCGGCCAAGUUGCUCUUCCAAGAGCUAGCAUCUAUGAACAUCGCAUCAAGAAUGUUCACCAAGCGAUCAGGUAUCUCAGUACGCUGA
Molecule: messenger RNA, 3783 nt
Organism: Amorphotheca resinae ATCC 22711
Lineage: Eukaryota; Fungi; Ascomycota; Leotiomycetes; Helotiales; Amorphothecaceae
Exons: 3
Coding region: 1-3783 (1260 amino acids)
Biological process (GO): DNA-templated transcription
Cellular component (GO): RNA polymerase II, core complex
Molecular function (GO): DNA-directed RNA polymerase activity; DNA binding; ribonucleoside binding
Source: RefSeq, a predicted model, not a curated record